CGGGGAGGGGGAAGAAAAGGGGGCCGGUCUCGCGAGAACAGGAGGUUGCCGUAGCGGGGCGUCGCGAGCUGGGUGCGAGCGGGCGCGUGCGUACGUGCGUGCGUGUGAGAGGACCCGCAGCAGCCGCGCGCGGACGGUUUGCUCUGGCCCGUUAGUGCCCAUCGCGCCGCCGUCGCUGCUGCCGCCGCCGCCGCCUCGCGCCCUGCUCGCCACCGCCAUCGCCAUGUCCCGCUACCUGCGUCCGCCCAACACGUCGCUGUUCGUGAGGAAUGUGGCCGACGACACCAGGUGUGUGUCUGAAGACUUGCGCCGAGAAUUUGGUCGUUAUGGUCCCAUAGUUGAUGUGUAUGUGCCACUUGAUUUCUACACUCGUCGUCCAAGAGGAUUUGCUUACGUUCAAUUUGAAGAUGUUCGUGAUGCUGAAGAUGCCCUGCAUAAUUUGGACCGAAAAUGGAUUUGUGGACGUCAGAUUGAAAUCCAGUUUGCACAAGGGGAUCGCAAAACACCAAAUCAGAUGAAGGCCAAGGAAGGGAGAAAUGUAUACAGCUCUUCUCGCUACGAUGACUAUGACAGAUAUAGACGAUCCAGAAGCCGAAGUUACGAAAGGAGGAGGUCUAGGAGUCGUUCUUUUGAUUACAACUACAGAAGAUCUUAUAGUCCUAGAAAUAGACCUACUGGAAGACCACGCCGUAGCAGAAGCCAUUCAGACAAUGAUAGAUUCAAACACCGAAACCGGUCUUUUUCGAGGUCUAAAUCCAAUUCAAGAUCACGAUCCAAGUCCCAGCCCAAGAAAGAAAUGAAGGCUAAGUCACGUUCUAGGUCUGCAUCUCACACCAAAACUAGAGGCACUUCUAAAACAGAUUCCAAAACACAUUAUAAGUCAGGCUCAAGAUACGAAAAGGAAUCAAGGAAAAAAGAACCAGCCAGAUCCAAAUCCCAGUCAAGAUCACAGUCUAGGUCUAGGUCAAAAUCUAGAUCGAGGUCCUGGACUAGUCCAAAGUCCAGUGGCCACUAACAGCAUAACUAUAAUGUUUUUAGGCAUGUAUCAUUCAUUUACUCAUAGUUCAGUUUACUAAAUUAUCAGGAAUACAAUGUUGCAACAGUGCUUAAAAAAAAAGACAAAAAAAAUCCCCCCAAAACUUUUACUUCUGUCAGUUUUCCCUGUAGCAGGCAAUGGUUAUUAUAAUUAAAAUGAUAUACUGUUGAGAAGCCACUCUUAAGAGUCCAGUUUGUUAAAUGUCAUGGGCAGCUACCAAUUUGAUUGUGGUGUCUCUGUAUAUUUUUGUAAAGAUUCUCUUUUUUUAUGCUUGGAAUAUUGGUAAAAAGUUGUUAGUUGACCAUAAUUUGCAACAUUGUCCUAUUAGAAAUAAAGUUCAUAUCCAUGAAGCAAAAAUGGUAUCAAUUUGACAGAACAACUGUUUAAGCUAGAAAGUCAGGUUGUUCCUUAAAACGUGAAACAAAAUGGAUAACUAGCCACAGUGUAACACUGACUGCUGUGGCAUUUCAGGUUUACAGUGGACCUGUGGGGUGAGGGAAAAGGUGUGGUUUUGACACUUCUGUGGCUAUAACAUUCAUUGGUACAUGGAGCAGUGUGGUUUUAAGGUGUUCUUGUCAGCUGAACCAUCUCAGGUAGAUGGUACCCACAGAAGAGGACAUGGGUGGGGAGUCUUCAGGGAGAUUGAGUAAUUAGUCUUUUUGAGUAGAGCGGAGACUACUUUUGCCUGGUUUCUGACUAUUUUGAAAAAUGAAAACAUCUGUAAUGUUAGCUAAAAUUUGAGGUCAUAAUAGCAGAAAUAUUUUUAGGAAAAAUGUGCUGUUUUUGUAGCUAUUCUGAAUUUUAGAGAGCUGUUAACCAUAAUACUGCUUAGUUUUCUUACUACCAUUAGAGGCAAGUAAAUUGUUUCAAAAUAGGGUGUGUGUGUAUGUGUGCGUAGUGUUUAAGAACUCAAUUUUGAUGCCAAUGAUGUUCAGUUGUUGUGUUCAUUUAUAUCAGAAUUUGCCUACCUCUUUCUGAGGGAGGCUUUCCUCUUCUUUACAAUUCAGUUUAUUUAGUGAGGCAAGUUUCACUGAUAACACCCCUGAGACCGAAUGUUAUUUCGGUGCCAUAAAAUGGAAAAUAAUUAGAGGCAAAGGAGGCUUUAGAUUUAAGCAAGAGCUGCAUCUCCAGGUUUUUAGUUGAUCUUAAAUGCAGUACUCAGCUAUAAACAAAUGUGAACAUGGUUCCAGACCAUUAUGUGAUUUCAAGUAUUUCUCUGAAAGGCAAGUUGUUUUGUUUUUGUUUUUUCAAACAAAAGUGGCUUUUGACAAGGUCCAACCUCAUUUCAUUACGAGAGCUAGUAUCAGUACACCUCGGAUCGCUUGUUAAGUAUAAGCAUAGAGAUGUUGGUGGGGAAAAGUUUCCUUUUAGAGACCUACUUUAUAUUCUAUCUUGGUUUUAGGUAUCUAGGCCAGGCCUGUAAAAAACAAACAAACAAAAGAUGGUUUUAAAAUAUUGUUUGUGGAACAUACUUAAGGGAUUGAUACUAGAACCUUUGUAUAUUUGAUAGUCUUUCUAACUUUUAUUUCUUUACUGUUUGCAGUUAAUGUUCAUGUUCUGCUAUGCAAUCAUUUAUAUGCACGUUUCUUUAAUUUUGUAGACUUUCCUGGAUGUAUAGUUUCAAAACAACAAAAAGUCUAUUUAAAACUGUAGCAGUAGCUGGCAGUUCUAGCAAAGAGGAAAGUUGUGGGGUUGAACUUUGUAUUUUCUUUCUUAUAGAAGCUUCUAAAAAGGUAUUUUUAUAUGUUCUUUUUAACAAAUAUUGUGUACAACCUUUAAAAACAUCAAUGUUUGGAUCAAAACAAAAAGACCCAGCUUAUUUUCUGCUUGCUGUAAAUUAAGCAAACAUGCUAUAAUAAAAACAAAAUGAAGGACAUCAUGACCAACUGGAAUUAUUACAGUUUUAAGCCAUGAUUCUGUAAUAGAAGCUCCUUUUUAAAUAUACCAUGGUGAAAUGGGCUUGGUAAUGAGUGUCUGUUAACCAUAGCUACUUUUGAUUUCGAAUGUGACAGACUAAAAAGGAUACAUCUCUUGAUUGGUACCUUGACAUUACCUUAAGCAACAGUGUAUUUCAUAGUUAUUCCAUGAAUACACAUUGUCUUCUCAAGUCACUUUGCUGUCACCUGUUAGAUCUGGAAGGGAGCCAAGAACCAAGCUAGUAAAGUGACUCCUUUUGCAGAAAAGGAAACUUGAGGCCCUGAGAGGUGAUUGAUCAGUUGCACAGAGUCACACAGUUAAGUAAGUGACAGAGCUGGACAAAAGAAGGCAUGGCCUUUUAGUCCAGCAUGCCUUCACUCUCCUCCCCAUCCUACUUCUCAUUCACCAUGGCUUCAUUAUUUUAUCAGGACUGUGUUCUCCCAUUAUCAGACAUACCCUUCUAAUAAAAGUAGAGCAAACCUUUUCAUUGAAAGUAAAUCUUGAUCCUCAUCCCUUUGAAAUUGGCCUCCUUUAUUGGUCCUCUCAGCCUUGGAAAAGUCCAUCACAGAUGAUUGUUCCCUCUGUGGUCCUUCUAGUAAACUGUGUCAGAUAAUGGGUUGGCUGGGCCCUCCCUUUUAGACUAUCUGGCUUUCCUCCAAAAUAACAAGUGUCUUUUUUUUUUUUUACAAAGAUGCAUCAAGAGAAACAUUUGGGUGCUUUGAUUAGAAUUGAAUUUAAUUGAACUCCUCGGUCAUUGUGAGGCAGGGCUAAUACUCCAGGUGAUUAUUUCCUGGAAUUGAAAACACUCCUUUAAUGUCUGUUCUACACUUGAGUGCUAUUUUAGUGAUCUUUAUAUGUAUAUCUUUGUAGGGAAGAUGCACUUGAUGGUGAAUGAGUACUAAGUUCUGUAGUACUACAAAACAAGGAUUUGGUUUCCUCUGGUCUGAGGCUGGGUGUCUUCAUCUGGGAUCCCCUGCUAUUCUGUCCACACAUUCCAUUGUCAUGUGCUUAAGUCUUAAGUAUAGCUCUAUAGCUCCACCUACACUCCUGAAGACAAAGGCAAAAACACAAAAGCGUUUAGAAUGUAAGUCAUUUAAAAGUUGGGUUAAAUUCAACUUUUAAGUUAGAGUUAGGAAUCUAUGUUGUUUGAGCUUUCCUGUCACCUCGUUAUAUAGAAAGUGAUAGUGGCAGUGGGGUCUUUGGCUUUGAGUAGUUUUCUUGUUUUAUUAAAGCUAAAAUAAGGACUAAUGAUUUUGGAGCAUUUUAAGCUUUAGCCACUUAGAAUCAUAAACAUUUUCUACCAGAGGAGAUGAAUUUAAUAGUCCCGACCUUUUACAGAACAAAGGCUACUUGAUGUCAAGAAAAAUUUUGCAACACCCCACUUGAUAGCAGCUAUACUAUGGAAUCUGUUAAAGGAGAAAAUAUGUCACAACCUAAAGCUACUAUGAAUUCAGUAACUUGUGUCUUAUUAAUCAGUGCAUCUGUAUCACCAGGAAAAAAUGGCAAAUGUAAGAAGGUUCAGUGUAUAAAAAGUUUCUUUUAUUGUA
Messenger RNA from Phascolarctos cinereus (koala), 4500 nucleotides. It is a transcript of the gene SRSF10, whose product is annotated as serine and arginine rich splicing factor 10. Gene Ontology annotation, molecular function: RNA binding. The record is from RefSeq and is a predicted model, not a curated record. NCBI's taxonomy places the organism in Eukaryota, Metazoa, Chordata, Mammalia, Diprotodontia, Phascolarctidae.